Cotesia congregata is the source of this 2439-nucleotide messenger RNA. The record is from the annotation of a GenBank genome assembly. NCBI's taxonomy places the organism in Eukaryota, Metazoa, Arthropoda, Insecta, Hymenoptera, Braconidae.
AUGUCUUCCAAAAAUUUUAAUUACUGCAAAAUAUUGUUUUAUUUAAUACGAACUUUGAAGAGUAAAAAGAAUUAUUAUUUACUGUCAUAUAUUUAUUUACAUUAUGUGAAAAUAAAAUUACAAAGGUUGAAAAAGAUGAAAGUCCAAAUAGAAGCAAUUAAUGACAGUAAUUUUAAAAGUAUUGUUGAAAAAUACUACUGUGAAAAUAAAAAAUAUAUUGACUAUACAUCGUGUGCUAUCGGAGCUGUCAAUUGUUUAAAAUUUUCAGAAACAAUGUGGAUAAAUAUCUGUUCUAAAAAAUGUGAUAAAAAAUAUAAAAUUCUUGUUUUACCAUUAGACGUCAAAAAUAAAUUAUAUGUAUCAGAAACAACUUUAUUUAAUAUUAAAAAUGUACUGGGUGAAAAUUUAUCACCUUUUAUAACUCCUGCAUGUAAAAGUAAGAUAGAAUGGGCUGACGAAGUUAAAGUAUCACUUCUGUCAUGUCAAGAGUGUUCUGAUGAUUUAGUAGAGAAUUUAUUAAAAAAUUACUUUUCUACUCCUCGAUAUUUAAGGACGAAAGAUAUAAUUAAAAUAAAUAUUAAAGAGUAUGCAAAAGAAUAUUUUUUUACUCUGGAAAACCGGCAGUUAACUGACUUAUUUUUUAAAGUAAACAGCGUGAAAAUAAAUAAUAAAUACACUAACAGAUCUUGCUAUGUAUCCUGUGAAAAGUCGACUCUUAUUCAAGAAACCAAAGUCCGUGGCUACCUUCCAGAGUUUAAAAAAUUAGAAAUAAUUGACGAUAGCAUCAAGGACGUUCUUGAGGAGAUUGAAAAGAAUUCAGUGUCCAAUUUUCCGCUAUUAUCUUAUAAACCUUUUGAAGAGUUAAAAGCUUCGAUACUGCCAUUUAAAAUGACUGAUAAUUGGAGGGGAAUGAAACCUAUUUUUUUGCUGAAAGGACCUGCUGGAUCAGGAAAAUUAAGAUUAAUCCGAGCUUUGUCUCAACAAAUGGGUUUUAAUUUUCUUGAUUUCAAUUGUGAUGAAACUCAAACGUUAUCUGUCUCUCAGAUAGAAACUAAAUUACGUAUAAGUUUAACUAACGCUCAAAAUUUAGUACCUUGUAUUUUAAAAUUGAGCAAUAUUAAUGUUUUUGGAAGAGACACCGAAGGUAAUAUUGAUGAAAGAGUGCCUCCAAAUUUUGCCGAGCAAAUAAAUGAUAUUUAUAAUAGUAAAAUGAAGUAUCCGUUGAUAAUAAUAGCGACAUCCGAAAAUGACGAUAUUCCCUCGGAGAUAACUCGUAAUUUUAUAGAAACAUUUUCUAUAGAUUAUUUCACGCAGGAUCAAAGAUCUGAAUUGAUCGAUUGGUUUUUAAAGAGUCGUAAUAUUAAAUACGACGUUGACUUGCCAAAAAUAGCUGGAAUGUGUUGUAAUUUUUUUAUGAAUGAUCUCGAAACUUUGAUACUGGACGCUGCUACUAAUUGUUACAAAUCCCUGAUGAGUAAUGAAAAAAGUUGGGUUAUUAUCAAUGAAAAUGACUUCAUUGAGGCUUAUGAUCAUAUGCAAGCAACAUUUUCUGAGCAAAUAGGAGCGCCGAAAGUGCCUCAAGUUUAUUGGGAAGACAUAGGAGGGCUGGCUAAUUUAAAAAGUGAAAUAAUGAAAAGAAUAGAAAUACCUCUGAUGCAAGACUGUGACAUUAAACGGUCUGGGAUUUUAUUUUAUGGCCCUCCGGGAACUGGAAAAACUCUAUUAGCGAAAGCCGUUGCUACAGAAUAUAAAUUAAACUUUUUAUCGGUAAAAGGCCCUGAGUUAUUAAACAUGUACGUCGGACAAAGCGAGAAAAAUGUUCGAGAAAUAUUUGAAUUGGCCCGAACAGCCUCGCCUUGUAUUAUUUUUUUUGAUGAAUUGGAUGCGUUGGCACCAAAUCGUGGUCGUAGUGGCGACAGUGGAGGCGUUAUGGACCGAGUUGUAUCUCAAUUGCUCGCUGAAAUGGAUGGGCUCGGUAGUUCUGCAGAUACAUUUAUUAUUGGCGCUACAAAUCGACCUGAUCUCAUUGAUUCUGCGCUAUUGCGGCCCGGAAGAUUUGAUAAAUUAUUGUACGUGGGAAUUUAUUCAGACUCUGAAUCACAAUUUACUGUUUUAAAAGCAAUAACUCGUAAAUUUAACAUGGCAAAUGCCGACCAGAAUUUGGAUAAAUUAGUUAAGUUAUUGCCGGAAAAUUUAACAGGAGCCGAUUUGAAUUCUCUUUGCUCCAAUGCCUGGCUAAAUGCAGUGCGCAAAGUUGUUAGAAAUUACCAAAAGUCUCUCGAUCAAAAACAAGAUAAAAAAAAGCCGGAAGGAAAUGUUAAUGUUGCUUUAGAUGACUUUCUUGAAGCUGUCAAGUCACUUGUACCUUCCGUCAGUCGGGAAGAAUUAAUGCGAUACGAAAAAUUGCAUCAAGAACUAGGUAGCAAAAUUUGUAAAUAA